Messenger RNA from Pseudocercospora fijiensis CIRAD86, 1141 nucleotides. RefSeq lists its product as uncharacterized. The record is from RefSeq and is a predicted model, not a curated record. NCBI's taxonomy places the organism in Eukaryota, Fungi, Ascomycota, Dothideomycetes, Mycosphaerellales, Mycosphaerellaceae. Bases 64 to 912 code for a protein of 282 amino acids. The transcript has 2 exons.
CAUAAGAGCACCAAAUGUUAAUUCUAGCCCGAGGCUCGAAGAGGCAGGGUUCAGGUCGCUCACAUGCAAGAGCUCGGACCACAUCAGCGCUUGCCCGGUGCCGGCCGUGUAUUUAAACCUCGAUUUCUGCUCCAGCUUUCUCGGCUUCGACACUUGACAUCCAGCAUCCGUCGGAGUGGGCUACACGCGAUGUCGUAUCCCAAAUUCAGACGGCCAAAGUCGGCCUUGAUCACACAAAAUUCGCCAAUCAGCGCCGAAGAACUCCGCGAAGGACUCGCUACGCUUCCACAAGAGUUGUACGACAACAUCUACGACCUGACAUUCACUGCGGCCGAUGGGGUUAGAGACCUCGGUGAGAUCGAGUCUAGUCAAGAAAGCAGAUUUCAUUUCGCACGACUUCGAUUCGCACAUCGCAAUUUUAGGCCAUCUGCCGUCGAAGUCUUUCGCGAAGAUCCAGGAGCACCUUUCACCGGGAAAGACAGUCGCACGCUGCUCCAAGUCGAUCGCGCAAGUCGCCGGAAAUUCGCGGCGUCCUAUUACGGCGGAGUCUUUUUGGCGCGAAACAGAUUGACGGCGGUGACGUGGCUUAGGUCAGUCUCUCUACAACACAGAGCACUCGUGCGGGAGAUGUGGGUGAUGGAUUCUUUCCUCCAAAGCAGCAGAGGUCCCUCUCGGCGAGACGGCGGCUUUAGACGAGUGCAAUACAUUCGCUUUGGUCCUCCUGAGCAGAUCGAACUUCAAUUUGGCCACAGGCAUCCAGGACUUCAGUUGCCGCCUCAGUACAGCUUGGAAAGUGCUCGGAGGAUGAGGCCAGAAAUAGAGGCCAUGGUGUUAGAAAUGUUGCGAUCAGGAAGCGAGUGGAGCGAUCAUCGGGCACCCCGUCGCCAACGAGCACGGAUCUUGGGGGAGUAGAGGUGGCCAAGGCCAAGGCGUGAUAGCUGGGAGGAACAAAGUGAAGCACUUCUGGAAAUGUGUCUUGAAGGGCGCUGUUCAUUCCGAAUGGCCGUGUAAUGCUAGUCAAGGAGCAAGAGUUCGUUGCUAGAUGUCUGCGAUGGCCGUCGUUCGAGGGAUUCGAUUAAUGGUCUCGCAUCCAGGGGAGAAUCUGCGACUGGCCAAGUGGUGGAAAGAUGCUGUGACUGUG